Messenger RNA from Physella acuta, 1124 nucleotides. RefSeq lists its product as uncharacterized. NCBI's taxonomy places the organism in Eukaryota, Metazoa, Mollusca, Gastropoda, Physidae. The record is from RefSeq and is a predicted model, not a curated record.
UCUUGUUGGCAUGUUUAGAAAUGGCCGCUUCGGUAACUGCUGAAAAGGCGAACCAGAUUAUUGAUGACCAAACUCUAGCGGAAGAUGAUCUUAUUGCUGAGUUAGAAAAAGAAGAAAUACCUUCCUACAUUCGAGAGGCAAGGCUACAGUCCCUUAAACAACAAACUCAUGAGUUUCAAGAACUCCGAAAACUCUCUUUUGGAGAAUAUACGCUUAUCCCAGAUGAAAAAAGUUUUCUUGAUCUGACAACAUCCACAUCUGUAGAGAAUUGCAUUGUGCAUUUUUUUCACCCUGAUUUUCGGCGAUGUGCAAUCGUAGAUUCACAUUUCGAGAUACUUUGCAAAAAAUAUUUCAAAACAAAAUUUGCUAAGCUGAAUGUUGAAAAAUCAAAUUUUUUGAUCACAAAACUGAAGAUACAAAUGCUUCCAGCAAUUUUAUGUUUCAAGAAAAGCCUUGUUGUUGACAGGAUCAUUGGGUUUGAAGAACUUGGUAACACUGAUGAUUUCCCACUUGUGAUAUUGGAACGGAGACUUGCCAGAUCAGGUGUUAUUCAGCUCCCUGAAGGUGAAGAUCCAUCAAAGAAAUCAAUUUUUGGUGCAAAAAAAACAAUCAGAGAGAGAGACAAUGAUAGCAGUGAAGAAGAUGAUUAACUCUAAUCAAAGAUCUGUUAAAAGUGAACAUAGCAUUUAAAAAUCUUAUUCUGAAAUUAAUCUGAAAGGAUUUUAGAAGUAUGAUUAUAUGACAUUGAUGAAAUAAUUAAUAUUUACUUACAUUUAAAUCAUUUUUAAAUUAUUUAAUUACAGUAAUUUUGUUCUGAAAUAAAUACACCUUUGUUUUAUAUCUUGCUCUUUUUCCAUUAUUUUUUAAAUCAUUUCAGAUUUCUAUUAGUUUAUAAGUUAUAAAGCCUGGUAAUAAUUUCCAACUGUAAUGAUUUUAUCAUUAAUGAAAGUUGGCAAGUUUAAAACAGAUUUUUAUAAAUGUACUUCCUUACAAUCUGGUUCAUUAUUCUCAAUAUGUCCUUUGAAAAUAUUCAAGUACAUCCUGCUUCAACAUAGGAGAGAAAACAAACAACUUAUGAAUUGAUUUGAAAUAUUAAUAUAGAAAAUAAAGUGAAGGGAAAUAUU